Arctia plantaginis is the source of this 369-nucleotide messenger RNA. Lineage: Eukaryota; Metazoa; Arthropoda; Insecta; Lepidoptera; Erebidae. The record is from the annotation of a GenBank genome assembly.
AUGGAGUCCGCGCUGCCCACGCCGCCGGCAGACUCCGACGCUGAAGACUCUGGCGAUGACUCCGUGCCGGCCGAUCCAGAGAAAUGGGAGCGACCUGACGUGGCGCGGUGUAUCCGGUGGGUGGCGAAGACAUUUUCAUUGCGCGCUCCGAGGAAGCACCUGCUCCCGGACACGGGAAAGGCGCUGUUGGCGCUCACACAGGACAACUGGACACAGAUAUGCGACGGCAAUGAGCAGUCAGCGCGCAUCUACCACGCGUACCUGCGACACACGCACGCGGGCGCCAAGGGAGCGCCGCCCCCCGACCCGCUGCCGGAGCACCAGGCUGCCUCCAGUAGCGCAUCCGAUUACAGUAAGUACUGUUUUUAA